Clonostachys byssicola is the source of this 1887-nucleotide messenger RNA. NCBI's taxonomy places the organism in Eukaryota, Fungi, Ascomycota, Sordariomycetes, Hypocreales, Bionectriaceae. The record is from the annotation of a GenBank genome assembly.
AUGGACCCGGCUUCAAUAAUAGGCCUUGCUGGCGCUGUCGCAGGUCUCGCCGACGUCAUCGCCAGGACCGUUGUGACCCUAAGCGACCUUCGAAAUGCAUACAAUCAAUCGGAUUUCAGGCUCAGUGCCCUGAUAUGUCAGCUUGCGACUCUCAAGGCUUCUUUGAGUCAUAUAGCUGAGAUGGUGAACAAAUCUGAUGGCAACACACCAUCGCUGAGCUUACAGUUUUGUGAAGAUUUGAGGGUGUCAAUGUACGGCUGUGAAGCGAUGGUGAGUGCGUUGGAUACUUGUCUAGCAAAAUUCCAUCAAAACGAGACCAAUGGCUUGAGCAUCUUGGGCAAGAUUGAAGUUGUAUUGGAUGACUCAACGAUUGAUGAGUAUCUCAGUAUGCUAAACAAUCAAACAAAUGCACUUCAACUACUUCUGACGACGCUCCAAUGUCAGACAUCGCUAGCUAUUGACAAGAAGCUUCACGAGUCUAAUUCUCGACGGAUCAUUAACCAGGUCAGGGAUGAUACUUCAUCUCUGGUGUCUCUAUACGACACACUCUCCCUUGCGUCAACAAAAAGCACCGGAGCCCAAGCCGUCUCCCCCACCGCCCCCGUGUCUUUCUCAUUCGAUUCAGAAAUAGUUACAUCAAGAGUAUACCAAACGGCAAUGAGGUAUCAAUUGAGAGUAUCAGGAAAUGAUGAUAGGGCAGACGAAAGCGAUGUAGCAUCUUCGCGUCUUGGGAUCAACCGCCGAUUUUCUUUUUCAGUCCACAGUGAAAAGGCUUUUGACCUGGAAGAUUCACCAGUGGUCAAACCGGACGAAGGUGAUACAAACAUCAACUCGACGUCGAAAAUCGCCUCCUACCCAAGAUCAACCCGAAGGGGAACAACAAAAGUGUUACAAUCAACAGCAUCUCUACCACGGACUGACAAGUCGAAUGCUUCGAAAAGAAUUCUCCUUGUUGGCUCAUCGGAAAGUGGCAAGAGCACGUUGAUCAAAUCACUUGCUUGUGCAUUUGACCCUUUUGAUGAGCAGACACGCCAGACCUACAUUGAAAACAUAAUAGAGAUUUGUGUGGAGACAAUGCGCCUCCUUGUCAUCGAGACAGAUAUAGACAGAGUGGGAGGCGACUUUGGCCUGCAAAACGAAUGUCGGUUGUUGAUGGAAGACGGCAACGAUCGGCGAGACAAGCUGAAGAUGCGUGAGGAUGUGGCUGGAGCUAUUUCCUCCAUUUGGCAAAACCCAGAGAUGCAGAUGAGAUUCGAGCAUCGUCGCCAGCAUCAAGAAAUGUACUAUCUGCCAACAUCGUCGGAAUAUUUCCUCGACUCGGUCAGCCGGUUAGCAGAUCGCAACUAUCUACCCACGGAUAGUGAUAUUCUUCGCUCAUAUUGUAAGACUUCCGGGGUUUGCCCCUUCGAGUUCGCUUCAGCAGGCAGGUCGUACACUUUCUACGAUGUCGGGGGAGCCCGCUCCCAACGCCGAAAGUGGAUCGAAUUGUUUCCCAAGGCAGAUGUUUUUAUGUGGACGUUUGACAUUUGCUGUACCGGCGAGGUGUCUCAAGAUCAUGGAGGCGAUUCUAUGGAGGAACAAUUGGAGCUAUGGGAGUUCGUUGUCAAUCAUCACAGAAUUGAUUUCGAUGCCACCUUUGUUGUUAUCUUUACAAAGAUCGACAAGCUUACUCCAACGGUAAUAUCUCGUCUGCUAUCCAUGGAUUUUUUUCGGGGGUAUGAGAAAGAUCGGACGGAUGUCGACAUGGUCCUUGAUCACGCUGCAAAGAGGUUGGCAACGGCAAUGAAAGGCACAAGGAUAAAUGUUUCAUUCGGGCGUGCGAGCAUAGCGACUUCGACGACGAAGAUGGCUAUGGAAGCCAUGAGAACACUAGAGCAGCUUGAUUGA